Molecule: messenger RNA, 2861 nt
Organism: Bursaphelenchus okinawaensis
Lineage: Eukaryota; Metazoa; Nematoda; Chromadorea; Rhabditida; Aphelenchoididae
Source: the annotation of a GenBank genome assembly
AUGGCAUAUGGGUUACGAACAUGGAUGCCCUUUGGCUUGGGGGUGUUUAUGGGACUUUUUGUAGCUUUUUUACUUUUUACCUCAAGCGAUCUUGAACAGGACUUGAAGGUAGAGGAUGUUGGGGAUAUUCAGAAGUUUGAGCAUUGGAAAGUACAAGUUCAGAAACCGGUUUCUAUUGUUGUACCAAAUCAAAAUAAUCAAAACAAAGUAGGCACCUAUUGCUGCUUUUAAAUGUAGUAACGUUGUUAUAAAACUAAAAUGAUAAAAAUAAAAUAAUAUUAAGCACAAUAAUAUGUAUUAUGUAUGUUUUUGAAAAUUUUAAUGAAAACAUCUUAUUGUAGGUAGUUCGAUCACGUUUUGCAGCUACAGAACUGGGAAUACGGGAUAAGCUUAUUCUGAUUGUGUUGGCCCAGAGUGCGUUGAGUGUAGCCCUAAACGCUUCUAUUGGGGAGCAUGUUCCCAGAAUGCAGAUAUACGCAGAUGCCUCGAGGAUUGACACCGAUAUGAGUGUUUUGACAAAUCUGAUACCAUAUCGACUUAACGGGUUAACAGGUCAACGAGCCCAUGUUCACAUCCUCAACUCAAUAGCUGAUCAGGUAGGUAUGAACUGUUCCGAUUGAAUUGUCAAUUUAGGCGUUACAAGACAAUUAUGAUUGGUUUUACUUCAUUCCCGAGACAACUUAUGUCAACCCAUUUGAACUGAUGAGGUUGAUAAAGCGGCUCACAUGGAAUAAACAGAUUGCCUUAGGUCAGCCUGAUAGAGAAGGAAACUGCAUUUUAGAAGCAGGGAUUCUGAUGUCAAAUACAGCUGUGCAAUCGCUACUACAGUAAGUUUUCGGUUUUAUGGUUGAUACUUCCGUAUUUUUCAAAUUUCUUAGUGGAAGGAACUAUAUGAUUUUUUGUAGGCAACGACAUCUUUGUCAAACCAUAGUCGCAUCCAAUGAUCAGCAAGCCUUUGAAAUGUGCAUUCGCUUAACGACAAACCUUGCCUGUCAACCAAAAGAAAAGGUAUAUAAUGAAUUAUUGUAACUGGAGGAUUACUUAUUGCGUUUUUAGGACCAAUUGCACAGAUGGUGGCGAGUUGAAGAAACGAGUGAAACUGGUUCUGCAAUUCACGACCACGUCCACUGGCUAGCCUCAACACGAGAGUUCAACAACACGUUAACAGUGUCGCCACUCUUGAGUGAACAAGAUGCUUUGACACUACAUGAACACUUUGUGAACGUAGAGAUCGGUCGUAUAUCGACCGAGAUCAAGCGUGUGUCAAAAGAAGUGACCACAUUUGAAGAAGAAUUAGAAGGUGACAGAAGUUGGCCGAUCGGAGUGCCCGGUCCAGCCAGGCCUCCAAACCGAUGGCAAGUGCCAGUUUGGGAGUACUUCUCGGAGUUGGACAUCUUCAAGAAUGAACCUACUCAGAACUCGAGACCUCUGACCGGGAACGACGCCUUGGAUGUGAGGGAGGUUAUCGAAAUAGCCAGAAAAAAGAUAGAAGUAGACUUGGAAGACGGCUUUGUGGACGCUUCUGAAACAUUCAACCCCGAUCUAAUGGAGUUUGUACAACUAAAACAUGGUUACCGAGUGUUUAACGCCAAGAGAGGCAUGGAGUAUAUAGUAGAUAUGGAGUACAAAUGGCUGACAAGUGAUGACAAACAGCCAUUGAUCAAACGGAUUCAUGUUUGUAGGCCCAUCCACUUCACUGAACUGCUACAUCAGGUGAGUAUAUUGUUUAUACAAGUUGUUUUAAAUUUGCAAUGACACAUUUCAACGCCAUUUUUUGCAUUUUUAGGUGCCUUAUGUGAAGGAAGACACUGAUAUCACGAUGGUUAUACCUAUUCAGUCUGUGGAAGAGGCAGAAGCUGCCCGUUCUCUUCUGAUUCGCCAUAUCAGACUAUGUAUCUCAUCGUCGUCUAUGAUUGACUCUAGACAAACACGUAUUGUUCUGGCUGUAAGGUCAAUACCUGAUGUUACUGUACAUCAACUGGCUGACGAGCUUACUCAUCUGAAGCGCAAGUGUAAGUCGUGGCAGACGGACAUUGCUUUAUUACCAUUGAAGCAACAGAGUCAUGCCAUGAUCGAAGCCGCUGCUUUGGACGAAGCCAUCGAUCAUUUCGGCCAACAAAUGAUUUAUGUUUUGUUGUCGCCUUACGCCGACUACCAACGAGAACUACUCGAUCGGGUCAGGAUUAACACUAUCCGUCAUUUCCAGGUAAAGAAGACUUUGCCAUUUCUAACAACUAAGAUAAUGCAACUUCUUUAGUUUAUUUACGAAUGUAUUGUUUUAGGUAUUCUUCCCGGUGCCAUUCGUCGAGUUCCACCCGUUAGUGGUUAACGCUGAUCGUAUUCUGAAUCUGGCGUUGAAAGAGAAAGAAAAGAAUUCAGUCUUCAACAAUUCUCACAUGAACUUUGACCUUAACAACCAAGAAGCGCUGGAAUCCAGGAUGGCCUAUUUAAGAAACCUUGUACCUCCUACAAUGGUAGCACAGAGACAACUAGUAGUUCACAAAGAUCGGGGAUUCUUCGACACCAACGACUUCAGCGUGGUAUCUCUCUACGGAACCGACUACAUUAAUGCCAGAGCAAAGCUGGCUCAGAAGACAGAUGACGGAGAAACCACCAGGCUUCUAGACCUGUCUGCUAUCUUCCUCGGUCAGACCGAUGUACAUAUGUUGCGGUCAAUAGAGCCCUCCCUCAGGUUACGGUACCAUUCCAGAAAGUGUAGUCCCGACCUUAGUCCGGCUGACAUGGCCAGAUGUCAGCUGAGCCACAAACAAUCUUUCGGGACAAAGUCUCAGCUAGCUAACGUUUUGUUCAGCGACUUACAAGUCAUGCGCGACAUUCCCAUGGCUAGCAUAAUGCAGUAG